AAAAAAUACUGUCUUCCGAAGAACCGAACGGUACGCGAUAGCCGGGGUAUUCGAUUCUCAGGACGCAAAAUCGGGUGGUUUGGUAUGAGAUAUUCGGGUCUGUAACUAGGCGGUUUUGAAAGUCGAUCGGUUCAGGCGAGUGGCCAGAAUAUAACUGAGGGAUUUCGUGAAAUUCAACAAAAUUGUAGACGUCGUGUGACGUGAGAUUUCCUAUAAACGCGGUGAGAUCGAGUCCGGUACAAUCGUCUCACAAGCGAGGAAUCACCUGGCUAGCUGCCAAUGCACGCGUACGUAACAGAUGCCACCGCUAACCACCAGCCGACCGGUCCAGGAUUGUGCUUUUUACAAAAUGGCGAAGUGCUUCCGGCCGGCGAACACAAAAAUUCAACCGUCACGGGAUGUCGUCUAAUUAUGUGCUCGGAGUUUGGAUUCGUGAGAAUCGACGAGUGUCCAACGAAUUCUUGCAGCAGAACAGCAGUGUCCGGUACUCUGAUCGGCUACGAGCAACUCUACCCCGAUUGUUGCAGUAGAAUCGCUUGCCCUGACAGCGACUUCUUUUUCACCGAAACCAAAGGAAAUCAAAUCGAUUAAUGUAACAAUAGGUAUACUCGAUGAAAUGUAUGCUCGAUAAUCAAAGUAAUUAACAUGUGUAACCCGUCAUGUUUACCUCAACCAAACAUCGAUUUACUAUUCAAACGCGUCAACGCCGCGAAGAAAGUUAUACCAUGUUAUACAAACCUGCAACAUAAAGACGGUCAAACAUCCGGUGACACAAAAGAUCCGAUCAUAGUUCGCGAACUGUAACGACGGCUACGUCACAUCAGAAUCUAGAUGAUUUCGCAAUCGAGGCUCAAGAUUACUCCGAUUUAUGUACAAUAAAUAUAUGCGAGCCUCUUUUUUGCGCGCAAUGAUAAAUAAUUCAUUUCUCACCAACUCAAAGUUCACUUUUACUAUUUUACUGUUAGUAACGAGGAAGAAAGAAUAAAACAAUAAAAAUAGCAAUUGCAAUCAUACGGUAAAUCCAUAAUUACAGGGCAUCGUAUUUAAUUGAUAAUUGAUAAUGAAACGACAUUCAAUUUUUGUAGCUACUGUUCGAACUUGUCCAAACACCUAAAACCGCGCUGCCCAAGCUAUUUCUUAUGAUAAAAACGCAAGUGUUCGACGGUAAUUUCCUCGAUAUUAAUUUCCUAUUUAUUUUUUUCCCACGAAAUUGAUGUCUUUAGAAUCUUUUUGAAAGUGAUGGCAUUCGUCCAAAGCGUAUACCUACCUAGUUUCAACAUUUGCAUUAUGCAAAGAAAACAGAUUUAUUUCUGUACCAUGCGAUCACGCAUCAAAAGUAAACUAGAAAAUUGAAUUUAAACCACUCCGCUGCACAAUCCACUGGUUUAUAAUCCAAUAGUUUUGAUCAGUUCGAAUCUUAUCAAUUCCGCAGAAGCAAAUAUAUUUGUCGUAACCGAAAUACGACGCGAUUACAGCGCAAUAUUUUCGUCAUACAAUGCUUCAUGCGUCAAUGGAAUUAACGCAACUCGAUGUGAAUAUAAUUUAUGUAUUUUAUGUACGAAUGGAAGUUGAAUUCGAGAACAACUUCCUGCAAAUCUAUUUCUCAAUGUAACUAACUAAGUUUAUCUGAUCGUCGACGGAUCUGCCCAAGUAUUUCCGAAUUUCAUCCCCUCUGUAAUUUCUUCCAUUUAUGAGAAAUGUUCAAUUAUUACAAUGUAUUUUCUUCUGAUAAGCGCGAGAAAAAAACUAUUUAUAACAUUGUACCGUUGAGUUUCUGUUCCCUCACUCCUUUAUCUUUAUUUUUUCUUACACUUUUUUAUUUUUCACGUAUUGCCAAUAGCGGAGAGAACAAGCUGUCCGUGAAGAAGAUAAGCGGAAGAAUAUUCUCGGAUGAUUUUGCCGUUUUCACUGCCUCCCCGCAGAGAAGGAGGUGUAGAUUACGAUGAUUUCGAUUGAGUGGUACGAAAUGACCGAUUUCAUCAACGAAUUACUCAAUUCGAUACAGCAAUCGCACAACAUUGGGAAUGAUUGGGAUGUAUCAAAUAAACAAAAAAUCUACUACUUACGCACAAAAGUUCCCUCUCUUACAAGAAUCUACGCUGGGGGUUCGACAAUGUCGUAAUUACGGCGAUGCAUGUUGUUGUCGAUAUGAUAAAAAUAAGAAAACACCAGAUCUAUAUAAUAGUCAGAUCAAUUCACCGCGGACAUAAGAGAGUCUUGAAAAGCCGAAUAACGACGGAUAUUUGAUCAUCAAAUCGACCAGACAAUCGAAAAUUAAUUAUCUGUACCGAAACUCAUCUGCUCCGAAUAGCUAACAUGAAAAUCAUCCGACUGUCAUUCGCUAUUAUCAUCCUACUACAAGUUUUCACCAUAGCUUGCGCGUUGA
Molecule: messenger RNA, 2386 nt
Organism: Athalia rosae (coleseed sawfly)
Lineage: Eukaryota; Metazoa; Arthropoda; Insecta; Hymenoptera; Athaliidae
Exons: 3
Coding region: 280-591 (103 amino acids)
Source: RefSeq, a predicted model, not a curated record